GCCAGGGUAAGAUGGCUGUGCCCUGUUUUUCGGUGUGAGGCAGUGGCGGCGGCGGCGGCGGCGGGUCAGGGAUUCUGGUUUCGUGGGCACCUGAGCUCUAGUUCCCCGCAGCGAGCGCGCAUCCUUGGUGCCUAGGCGAGAGCCGGCUCUUCGUCUGGGAGACGCGUUUGUCCCGGGCUCGGGGGCGCUCUGGGAGUUCAUGCUGCGCUGGAGGCUCCUGGCCGCCGCUCUAAUCGCCUUGUGCCGCCGCAGCGCCGGUUCCGUCGCUCGCGGUGAGCCUCCCCGAUCCCCUCUUUGCCCCUGGGGGCGAUGACCGGGGAGAAGAUCCGCUCACUGCGGAGGGAUCACAAGCCCAGCAAGGAAGAGGGGGACCUGCUGGAGACCGGGGAUGAGGAAGUGGCGGCUGUCCUCGGCGGCACCUUUACCGGAGGCAGGACUGGCACUGGAGGCAGCAGCAACGGAGGCAAAGCCUGUCAUAAGAUCUUCAGUAACCAUCACCACCGGCUGCAGCUGAAGACAGCUCCGGUCUCCUCCAACCCCCCCGGCGCCCCAGCCCUGCCACUGCGCAAUUCCUCCCAGUCCCCGGCUCUUCUAGGGGGCACCAAUCCCAUUGCUCUCGUCGUAGAUGGAGGUUGCCCCGCACACUACCCGGUGCACGAGUGCGUCUUCAAGGGGGAUGUGAGGAGACUGUCCUCUCUCAUCCGCACGCACAAUAUCGGGCAGAAAGAUAAUCACUGAAACACUCCUUUACAUCUUGCUGUGAUGUUAGGAAAUAAAGAAUGUGCCCAUUUACUUUUGGCUCACAAUGCUCCAGUAAAGGUGAAAAAUGCUCAGGGAUGGAGCCUGCUGGCGGAAGCGAUCAGCUAUGGAGAUAGACAGAUGAUUAUAGCUCUUUUAAGGAAGCUUAAGCAGCAAUCCAGGGAAAGUGUUGGAGAAAAACGACCUCGAUUAUUAAAAGCCCUGAAAGAGCUGGGUGACUUUUAUCAAGAACUUCACUGGGAUUUUCAAAGCUGGGUGCCUUUACUUUCCCGAAUUCUGCCUUCUGAUGCAUGUAAAAUUUACAAACAAGGUAUCAAUAUCAGGCUUGACACUACUCUCAUAGACUUUACUGACAUGAAGUGCCAACGAGGGGAUUUAAGCUUCAUUUUCAAUGGGGAUGCAGCACCCUCUGAAUCUUUUGUAGUAUUAGACAAUGAGCAAAAAGUUUAUCAGCGAAUACACCAUGAGGAGUCAGAGAUGGAAACAGAAGAGGUUGACAUUUUAAUGAGUAGUGAUAUUUACUCUGCAACUUUAUCAACCAAAUCAAUUUCUUUCACGCGUGCCCAAACAGGAUGUCUUUUUCGGGAAGAUAAAACAGAAAGAGUAGGAAACUUUUUGGCCGACUUUUAUCUGGUGAAUGGACUUGUUUUAGAAUCAAGAAAAAGAAGAGAACAUCUCAGUGAAGAAGAUAUUCUUCGAAAUAAGGCCAUUAUGGAGAGUUUAAGUAAAGGUGGAAAUAUAAUGGAACAGAACUUUGAGCCAGUUCGAAGAUAGUCCCUUACCCCUCCACCUCAGAACACUAUUACAUGGGAAGAGUAUAUAUCUGCUGAAAAUGGAAAAGCUCCUCAUCUGGGUAGAGAACUAGUGUGCAAAGAGAGUAAGAAAACAUUUAAAGCCACGAUAGCCAUGAGCCAGGAAUUUCCCUUGGGAAUUGAGUUAUUAUUGAAUGUUUUGGAAGUAAUAGCCCCCUUCAAGCACUUUAACAAGCUUAGAGAAUUUGUUCAGAUGAAGCUUCCUCCAGGCUUUCCUGUAAAACUAGAUAUACCCGUGUUUCCUACCAUCACAGCCACUGUGACUUUUCAGGAGUUUCGGUAUGAUGAAUUUGACGGCUCCAUCUUUACUAAUCCCGAUGACUACAAGGAAGACCCAAGCCGUUUUCCUGAUCUGUAACUGACACAGAAAGUGUUGCCGUCUAACCAAGGAAAGCAAGAGAAUGCAGAGACCCCAGAAGUGAAUCCAAAUAGAAGGGACAAUGUUUUCAGGGAAGAAAAGGGAAUUACAUUCUUUCAACACAUCAGUAAUAUGAUAUAAUGCACCUCUAAGAAGAAUUUCAGCAAGUUUCCUGAUGUGCCAUUUAUAGUCUUUUUAAAAAUAUACAUAUUAUAUGCAUAAUCAUUUGACACCUUAAUGAUCCUAAGUACUUCUUAUGUAAAAUAGCUAUGAGUGCUGUGAUUUGUUUUUAAAAAUUUUUACACUUCUUGUUGAAAUAUAUAUGCAUAUAAAUGUAUCUAUAUCUAUAUCUAAAACACUCCUGGACCAUUAACAUAAAUUAAAUGUCUUAUGAAGCCCUUUUAAACUUGUCAUCUUAUAUUCAAGGUGACAUUUAUAACUAUUCCUUCAAGCUUUGUUUUCAUUAAAUGUAAACCAUGUAACAUUAUGUAUAGUUCAGUAAUCUGAAUGUUUGUUCAAUGUAAUGAACUAGAAGGAGUGCAGUUUUCUGUAGAUGAAUGAACCAAAUGGUAACCAUUAAACAGUUGCAUUUAUAUGUUGCAAUACAUUUCAGAAGGAGCGUUCAAACUGCAGGGAAUAAGGUACCUCCCUUAGGACCUUAGUGCAAUUCAUUGUGGUGCUAUUUGUUUUCACCUGAAUCUUUUCUUCAAUGGAAAAUGUUUGUUACUAAUCUUCCUUUCGUACAACCUCUAUUUUUUUUUCCUAAACUUGAGUUUGAAAGUUCUUUUUGUGUUCAUGAUAAGGUAUGGUUAGCUUGCUUAAAGAUAUUCCUCUUCCACAUCUCAACACUUUUAAAAAAUUCCAAAUUUUUAAACUUGCUUCCGAGUUAACUGCACAUCAUUCUGAUUAUUUUGUUUUUAGUGAAAUAUGGAUGCAUUCUUGUCACUUUUAACAACUGCCAAUUUUUUGGACAUCCCUCCAUACUUAAUGCUUUCAGAGUAAAGUAAAAACAUUUUAUAUGCUAACAGAAUAUAUUUGUUACACAUUAAUUCUAGAAAUAUACACAAGAUUGACAAUUCCUGUUUAUUUUUUUAAGUCACAAGAAUUGAUUUUCAUUAUCUCCAAAGUGUUAAAAUCAUGUCUUACAUUUGCACUUAGUAAUUUUCAUAUUUAUUCCAAAAUGGCUUGAAUGUCCCUGAAUGAAAGUAAGUUAGGCAGAAUAAUGUAUAACAGUCAUAAAAUGUUAUGUUGUUUUAAAGAGCUUAGCUAAAGAAAUGUUUUUAAAUGUAUCCUAAUAAAUGUGUCAGAAUGCAUCUGUCAAGUGUUUUAGAGUGACCAGUAGUCUAAACUUUAUCCAGGAUUUUAAAUAAUUUGAAUGAGUUUAGAGACCUUUAUUGAAGAGAUGAUUUAUUUAAAAAUCCAAAGCAUCAACCAUAAAAAAGUUAUAAUAAACAUCU
Messenger RNA from Manis pentadactyla (Chinese pangolin), 3386 nucleotides. RefSeq names its product ankyrin repeat domain-containing protein 13C-like. The record is from RefSeq and is a predicted model, not a curated record. The transcript has a single exon. Gene Ontology annotation, cellular component: cytoplasm. Lineage: Eukaryota; Metazoa; Chordata; Mammalia; Pholidota; Manidae. Gene Ontology annotation, molecular function: protein binding.